Molecule: messenger RNA, 5046 nt
Organism: Leptomonas pyrrhocoris
Lineage: Eukaryota; Euglenozoa; Kinetoplastea; Trypanosomatida; Trypanosomatidae
Exons: 1
Coding region: 1408-5046 (1212 amino acids)
Source: RefSeq, a predicted model, not a curated record
AGAAAUCUAACGGCACUGCUCACGCCUCGGUAAGUGGCGGUGUGACCACAAAAGUCGGCUUCUCUUCGCUCUCCCUUUAUCUUUUGUAUUUGCGUUCCCUUCUCGAGCCAUGCAGCCGUACCCGUACCCGUCUCCUGGUCAAACGUACCCUUACGGUGCACCGCCGCCACCGCAGCAACCGUACGGAUGCUACCCCCAGCCGCAGCCGCCUAUGCAACAGGGAGGCUGCUACGCGCCGGCCGCUUACGCCAACUACCCGCCCCGCCGCCACCGCAGGGAGGCUGCUACGCUGGCCCCGGCACCAGUCCCUAUCCCCCGCUUCCCUGGCCGCCCCAACCGACCCCGUUGCAGCCGUACGCGCCGAUGCAACCGAGUGCACCGCCGGCACCGAAUUACGCGAGCGGUGGUCCCGGUUACCCGCCGAAUAAAGCGCCGGUGAAUAACUACGACCCGCGACGAAAAGACUACCGCUACUGAUUUGGUGGUGUGCGAUGUGCAUUAUUUCUGUAGGCCCAUCUAUUGUCGCUGUUCGUGUUCUUUUGCUGCGUGUGCUGCCAAAAGGCUGCGAGGGCGUUUUGCUUUGAAGUAUUUUUUAUCUUUAAUUUUCUGUUGCUGCUGUGGUGUUGUAUGUCAUCUCUGUUUUCUUCCUCAGCAAAUGUGGCUAAUCAAACAGAGAGCAAGGUAAACAUACCUCGCUGCGUGUUGGUCCCUACUAGGGCGCUUCGAUUCUCACUAAGCAGAUGAAGGAAGCGGGUUUUGGAUUUUGAAGGACUGCGAAGACUCUUCAGCAUGUCUUUCUUUUGUUUUUGAUUCCUCUUCAAAGAAGUGUCUGCUUUCUCUGACCCGCUUCUCCUGCGUAACUGUUCUCUCCUCAUUUGCAUUCCUCGCCUGCGUGAUUUCCUCUCUCCCGUACGUAAGCUCUGCAGGAAAGAGCCUGCACAAUCCGACGGUGUUCUGGUGCCGCUGGAUUUCCACGCAACUUCUUUCUCUUCGGUGUUCUCGUUAUUGAUUAUUAUUAUUAUUUUUUGAGGGCGGAGAAUCCAAAGCGCGGCGACGUACGUGCACAGAGACACCCAUUUCUUUUGUCUGGGUAGCAAAGGCCCUCUUCAGCAUAGACUCAAGCUCGAUAGGCUCUCCCUGCCGCGUACGUGCUCCUCCUCACACCCUCUCUCUAUUACAGUGCGAAUAAACACCCGCAUUCGCCACUUUUUUGUCUACUCAGCCAGGCACAACUCUUUGCACCUCAAAAAAGCGCUUUCCUAACAGUUUAUUUCGAUUUAAUGAGAACCUGUCUUCACGGAGCUCUCCUCUUGUAGAACAGAUACGGUUCAUAGACCCAAGUAACUAUUUUUUUUUUUGGUUUGAUUGUUUUAAUUUAAAAAAGAACCGCAGCAAAGCAUAAUCAGCAUGUAUAGCGACACCGAGUCGUUGGCCUUCAUGGAGGAGGACGACGUCUCGCCCACACCGAAGCGCGUCCCGCCAGCAGACGUGCCUCGUCCACACGUUACGGGAGCGCCAAGUCCCGCGCCGUUCAAAUCCACGCCUGCAAAGCCGCCGCUGCACCACGCCGUGUCAUCGACGCCCGCUGCUGCCACCAAGAGUGCCCAUCUACCGCGUCCAGGGUUUGUGCAGGUGACGAGCAAGUUUUCCAGGGGCAAGCACGAUGCCGCGUCUGAGAUGUCCGACAACGAGAGCGUCAACUUCGUCGUGGAGAGCAACUCCGUGAGCGGCACACCGAAGCACGGCGCCCUCACCUCCGCGGAUGCUGCGACAGGCGCUCCUGCGACCAGGGGCGCCUUCGCAUCACGGCGCCUGUCACGUGCGGGAAGCGUCUCCUCCAUUCAGUUCCACUCCGAGCCGGGCAGUCGAUCGACUUCACCGCAGCCCAAACCACGCGUGAAUCGACACGGCUCGACGCCGGUGGAGAAGACGUUGGCCGGGUACUCUCCCUUGACAAACGGCAAGGCUCAAGUCACAAACGACAGCAUCAGCUUCGUGUUCGAUCAGAGCCUCGGCAGUGACCAACUCGGGGCGGCCUCACCGAACCCGCAAUCGGCCACCGCCCGCGGGCGCUCCGCCCCAACACCCGUCCCGCUCGCGACUACCUGUGGUCCCGUAGGUGGCAGUUCCGUGAUGAGCAACGACAGUAUUGCCUUUCAAAUAGAGGAUUCGUGCAACGCGAUUCAGCCGCAGCAGCACCAACAGCAGGUCGUGAAGUCUCCUUCCAUCUCUCCGCUCCAGCGACGAGCGACCACCACGCCCAGUACCGCCGCCUGCACCACGUCAGACCGGCCCGCAGCGCCACCCGCAUCUGCGGCUGACACCAGCAUGCAUGAGUUGGCGGACACCAGUAGCAUCGCAUUUGAGGUCGCCGAGGACUCCCCGGCCGUGAAGGCUUCUGCGCCGAGAGAAGCCACGGCGAGCCCGUCACGAGGGGCAUUAGCGACGCCCUACUACAACUCCCACGUGCGUCGCUCGCAGUCUGCGCAGAGCUACCGCAACUCCCGCCCCAACAGCCCGUCCAUUCAGUUCGAGACGGAGCACAACUCUGAUAACGAGAGCUUGCCAGACCAGUCAGCCUCUCGUGUCGGUGUAAGCAGUCUUUCCGCUGUCCACGGCGGCCUUCCCAGUUGUGGUCCGCUGCCGUCGCACCCCUCUCCCCCCACCUUAGCAAUGACGAAGGCACAGAGGUCGAGUCCUACCACGAGUCACCCGGAGAUGGGCAGCGACGGUGGUGCGUCAAGCACGCAGCCCACGAAGAAAACAGUCGUCACAAAUCACCUGAAGCGACGGCAGCAGCGACAGCGCCAAAGUGGGCCACCGCCGUCAUCAUCGAAGUCACGAGUCAACACGCAACACGUGGCAGACGGCGAGCGCGAGCUGUCCGCCAGCACGCACCCGCCGUUGUACCAAAAGUCUGCGGUGUCCACUCCACUCGCCGCACAGGCCGCCGGCGUUGCCACGGAAGCCGCGGCAGACAGCGAUGAUACCCGGCGGAAUCCCCGCCGCCCCUCCUCCCUCACCGACCGCCAUCUCCUACCGAAGAAGAGAGACCCCAGCGCUGUGUUGAACCUCCAGCGCCCACAGACGCGUCGCUCUAAGGAGUCCGCCACGUCCGACUCGCAGGGCGCCUCGCCGAAUGCGAAGCUCUUCACGGAGGCCGGCAGCACCGGCACGACCGACUCCCCGCCCGAGCCGCCUCACACCGGCCGUCACCGUCGCACCUCCGUCGAGGGCCGCAAAUCCGCCCCGCCGUCACAGAAAGCAGCACCGCCCCCGCGAGGCGUGCCCAGCCACUCCAACUCCGUCGAGGAUUACCUGGAGAAUCAGGAGAUGGAGAACGUGUACCACCGCCACGGGCUGACGCAGCACGCGCGGCACGAAACCCGGACGGACCGUGUGCUGUAUCGCGAGGUAUCGCCGCCGUCGCAGUGCACCGAUCCUGGCGCAUCAGCAGCCGCGGCGCAAGAGACAGAGAAGUGGCGCCGCUUCAACGAGCAGCAGUGCGCCGAACUGACGCAGCUGCGCCACCGCAUUGCCCUCGCACGCCGCCAGGACCGCACGCUGCUGGAGAACUCCCCCCUCAAAGGACUCGGGGCGGCCUCUGGCUCCAACAGCCGCCGCGGCGGUGACCCGAAGCCCACCGCGCUCGCCCUUGCAUCGCUACCGGGAUGGACAAAGACCGGACCGGGUUACAGCGACAUGAAGCGAGCACCCUCUGCUCACGCAUCGUUGGUGCACGAUCAGCGGAGCAUGGAGUCUGCGAGGAGCGGCACGCACUCUCUGUCGCCAUCGGCAACGGAAAGGUCGAGAAAGACCUCCCCUCAGUCCCGCCCCCUCUCCGCCCGGCGACAAGAGAAGCAGCAGCCACCACAACCAGCCAACGCUCGCUACAUGAAACAACUGAGUGAGCUUGUAGCGUCGUCUGCGCGUCAGCCCCACGCCUCUUCUCGGUUGCAGCCGACUGCAGCUUCCCUUAAAGACCCAAGCCGGUCGCGUCGUGCAACUGCUCGACCUACGCCAACAGCGGUAUCCUCCGGUGCCUCCAGGCAUACCCUGCUGCACACAACUGCGGCGGCUUCUGUGGCUGACAUGUUGGGCGUGCUGUGGCCUCCUCGCAGUGCUGCAGCUUCUUCAAAAGCAGACAGAACCUUACCCUACCAGGACAACACCCAGCCGGUGGACCUGUAUUUUGUGAAUGGAUCGCGUCUGACGGCGGCGCAGGUGGACCGCUUUAUGGAUCUGGUGCGGGUCCAGGCAGAGGCAGAGCAAGCGAAGAACUCCAGUCGUGACUUCCUCUUGAACUCGACGGAUGUCACCCUGUCCCCGCAGAGCUACCGCCACUUCUCCCCCGCUUCGGCGCUGCUGCGCAGCCGAGGCAACGCACACGACCAUCCCUUGUCGCUGACCGCACGCGACGAUCGCGCCUUCUCUUCGUCGGCACUCACAACGCGUCGGCGCGCUCCUCUCUCGGCGAAGCUCUCGGCGCUCCUCCCGAAGAAGGCGGUGCGGCGCAGUCGCGUAAUGCGUGAGGUGUUCGACGUGAUGGAUUUAAAGCACCAAGGCAGUCUUGUGCUGGACUUCCUGCCCUCUCUCAGCCGACUGUUUGAGGGGGAGCUGGCCGCAAUUGAGGAGACGCGGAGGUCGCUGCUGGCCGGGAAGGCCACACCCGUCGCCACGCUGCUGGUGUCUGCCAUGGAGAGUCGUCAGCAGUACUCCUCCGCGUGGGACGGUGGGCGAGGGGCGGGGGACGACACACCCAAUGGCAGUGGCGGUCUUUCGCAGGUUCUCGCGGCCGAUGGCGCUGGGCUCACCCCCGCGGCGCAGGCGGAGCUGCUCGCGCUGACGCACCGACUUCUGCUCCUGUCCUUUGCGGUGAACGUCGUCAUCCCUGUUGCCUCAGCUGGUCGCAUUCCUCUGCUGGACUUCCCGACUCUGUGCAUGGUGCUGUACGCCGCGGUCGACAACGCCGAGCACGAGAUGGACUCACCGCGAGAGCAGUGGCGGGAGGUGGUGCAGCAGUACUUUGCACUUUUGGAUUCAUAG